This is a messenger RNA of Penicillium psychrosexuale, 795 nucleotides long. RefSeq lists its product as uncharacterized. The transcript is spliced from 3 exons. The record is from RefSeq and is a predicted model, not a curated record. The coding region runs from base 1 to 795 and encodes 264 amino acids. NCBI's taxonomy places the organism in Eukaryota, Fungi, Ascomycota, Eurotiomycetes, Eurotiales, Aspergillaceae.
AUGCGACUUCAAAUUGUACUUCACCCUCAAUUACGCACAACUCUACCAGAGUGUGCCCAGCGCAGUCUUCGGAGGAACGUCUGGGUCCGGUUCAAGUCACAGAUCCCUCGGCCAUCGCAGAAGCAUCUUUCGCCAUUACCCAAGUCGAAGGAAACCCUCCCAGCUACGCGUUCUCCAGUAACAAGGACGCUCACACCGCCAAAGACAACCACCAGGACAGGUACCGUGAACCCUCCCUUGUACUACGGAGGAACGGGUAGAGCUAUCUUUCUGGGGACGCUACGAAUCACCACGGUGCUCCUAUUUGGUGCAGCAUGUCUACUCGUUGCACCAGCAUGCUCCGUGGCUGACGAUUACCCCUGGUAUAGCACACCUGCGGUGAUUGCCGCUGGUGCCCUCCCGAUGAUAUUUGUCUCCUAUACUGCGGCGCCAUAUGUAAAUUUCAUCCAUCUGGCGUUGCCGGCCUUUGCGAGGAAGUCCCGUGAAGCUGCCGUCCAGUAUGCAAAAGACCUGCCUCCGACGGCCGUGCUGUAUCUCACCAGCAUGCGAUUCAACACCAUUCCUCGGCAAACAGCUGUUCGUAUAGGAGAUCUCGUUCCAUUUAAAGAGACCUUGCGGCCCGUCACAUUCCAGAAUCUGAAUCCGUCGCCGCAACGAUGGUGGCAGGGCAGAGCUCCGACCCAGUUCUAUACUGGAACUCACAGCAAACCCGGGAGACAAACAUCGGCUUUCUACCCAGAAUUGUGGAAUGGAAUCUACGAGAAAAUUCAGAAAGCAAAGUCGCAGCCUCGUUGA